Molecule: messenger RNA, 855 nt
Organism: Funneliformis mosseae
Lineage: Eukaryota; Fungi; Glomeromycota; Glomeromycetes; Glomerales; Glomeraceae
Source: the annotation of a GenBank genome assembly
AUGACCAUAUUGACGGCCAAAGUAUUUUUGUUUGCGUUGUUAUUAACGGCUUCCAUAAGCACCUUAUUUUACAUUGUCCUCUAUCCCUUACAAGGAAACAAUGACAUAGAGAAUAAACCUGAAACUUGCCAACGAGUUGAAGAAAAACUGAAUAAGUCUUUGUUCUUUGACAAAAUAUAUGUGAUACAUCUCGAACGCCGAGAUGAUCGAAAGGAACGAAUGACAAAAUUGUUUAAACAACUUAACCUUGAUUAUACUUUUUUCCCCGCUAUCGAUGCCGACUCGAACGAAGUAGAAACAUACUAUCAACAAACCAAUGGAACUUUGCACAGAGCUGCAAUUGCUUGUUGGUUAAGUCAUUUAAAGGUAUAUCAAACGAUUGUUGAUAACCGAUUACAAAAUGCACUUAUAUUCGAAGACGAUAUAGACAUGGAGAUGGAUAUCGAAGAACAACUACGAGUUAUAACGCAACAUCUUCCUAGAUACUGGGAGAUGCUUUAUAUUGGUCAUUGUAGUCAAGAAAAUUUACGAGAACCAUAUAACCAUCCAAAUCUAUACAUUUCGACACGGCCGUCUUGCACACAUGCAUACGCUGUCUCAUUCAUUGGUGCUUGGCUGCUUUUACGUGAACUUGCAAAUGUUGUAUACCCAAUAGAUGUGGAAUUGGUACAACUAAUAGAACCCGGGAAGAUUAAGUCAUUUAGCAUUGAACCUCCACUUGCUGCGCAGUGGAGAGACGGGGUUCCGUCAGACGUGAGCGUAAAUGAUCCGCUUUACAUUCCAUAUUACCUGAACAAUUCAACUCUAAAAUAUUUAAAUAUCAUUGAAUACCCAUCAUUUGAUUCUUCGGAUUGA